Molecule: messenger RNA, 2075 nt
Organism: Cynara cardunculus var. scolymus (artichoke)
Lineage: Eukaryota; Viridiplantae; Streptophyta; Magnoliopsida; Asterales; Asteraceae
Product: endo-1,4-beta-xylanase A-like
Exons: 8
Coding region: 1-1863 (620 amino acids)
Biological process (GO): carbohydrate metabolic process
Molecular function (GO): hydrolase activity, hydrolyzing O-glycosyl compounds
Source: RefSeq, a predicted model, not a curated record
AUGACUCGUAACAGUUCUAUAUCCAUUUUGGGUUUGCCUUUAAAAGCCGCAUUUGCCAUCUUUCCUAAUAAACAUCACAUGUAUCAUAUGAAUCAUCACAUGAUUCCAACACUCCGUCCUCCUGGAGUUUGGCUAUGCGUUUCUUGUUUAUAUGUUCAAGACGACAAUGUCACAAGAUUCGUAGUAAAUGCUUAUGCAGUGCCAUAUGAUUAUGGUUAUACCGCUGAGUGCUUAAAGAAUCCCAAUAAGCCGCAGUAUGAUGGGGGAAUCGUCGUUAACCCAGAGCUGAAUGAUGGAGACAAGGGUUGGACUUCUUUCGGCAAUGCCAAACUACAGAUUCGAAGAUCGGAAACUGGAAAUGGAUUUGCGGUGGCUUAUCGAAGGAACCAAUCGUUUGACAGCAUCUCUCAGGAGUUUUUCUUGGACCACCAAAAACUCUACACGUUUUCUGCUUGGGUGCAAAUAAGCCAUGGGGAUGCUACGGUGGUUGCUACAUUUAAAACACCAACAGGCUAUUACAAUGCUGCUGCCACCAAAGCUAUAUCUGGUUGCUGGUCCAUGCUUAAAGGUGGCCUCACCGUCAAUGACUCCGGCACUGCCCACCUCUAUUUCCAGAGCGAAAAUCCAUCGAUUGAUAUAUGGAUCGACAGCGUUUCUUUACAACCCUUCACCCAAGAGGAAUGGAAGUCUCACCACUCUCAGAGCAUUGAAAAGGUUAGGAAGAGUAAGGUCAGAAUUCAAGCAGUUGAUGGUAAAGGCAAACCCCUAGCGAAUCGAACACUGACCAUCCAACAAAAGUUUGCAAAGUUCCCAUUUGGAUGUGCCAUUAACAAGAACAUCCUAAACAACCAAGCCUACCAAAACUGGUUCACUUCAAGAUUCAAGUACACCACCUUUGAAAACGAAAUGAAAUGGUACGCCAACGAACCUAUCCAAAACUGCGAGGACUACACAGCAGCCGAUGCUAUGCUUCAGUUCACUAAAUCACACGGGGUUUCCGURAGAGGCCAUAACGUGUUCUGGGAUGACCCCAAGUAUCAACCAAGCUGGGUUCCAAAUCUCCAGCCAUCACAACUGGCGGCUGCCGCCAACAAGAGAAUAAACUCCGUGAUGAGACGAUACUCGGGCCAAGUGAUUUCAUGGGACGUWGUGAAUGAGAAUCUGCAUUUCAAUUUCUUUGAAAGCAAGCUUGGUAAGACUGCUUCUUCAAAGUUCUACACRCAGGCUAGAGCKCUCGAUAGAAAUGCGGCUUUGUUCUUGAAUGAUUAUAACACCAUCGAAAGCCCUGGUGAUACCAAGUCAUCGCCUGAUAGUUACUUGUCGAAAAUCAGAGAGACUCGAUCAGGGGGUUAUCGUGGGACCUUAUCGAUCGGCUUAGAAGGUCAUUUCAGCGGGCCAAAUAUACCAUACAUGAGAUCUGCCAUUGAUAAAGUUGCUAGUUCAAAACUGCCCAUUUGGAUCACUGAAGUAGAUGUUGGGGCUGGAUCGAAUCAGGCAGCAAUUUUGGAUCAAGUUCUAAGAGAAGCGCAUGCACAUCCAGCCGUGAAUGGGAUCAUUCUUUGGUCAGCAUGGAGUCCAAACGGCUGCUACAGAAUGUGCUUAACCGAUAGCAGUUUUCGGAACUUGCCCACCGGUGACGUCGUAGACAAGAUUAUUCGCGAAUUCUUUGGUGCAGUCGUUACAGCCACCACCGAUGCUAACGGAUUCUACGACACUUCUUUACUUCAUGGAGAUUACCAGCUUUCGUUUGCGGAAUUUGAUCGUUACCAGCCUCAUGAAAAAGAUUCGAAUUCCACAUGGAUCUCUCAUAAUUUUAAGGUUGAAGCUUCUGAUGACAUGUUGCACAUCAAAAUCUUGGCUUAAUAACUUCAUGUUUGGAUAUUAAUUGGUAGCCAAAGCAUGAAAGAAAAGGUGAAGAUAAAUGGAAGUGUUGAGUGAUUUCAGAAGUACCCUCCUUAGAUGCAAAUAUCCAACCUAUUAGAAUAACUAGACAAGGGCAUUUUAGUCUUUUUUCCUUGUAUGCUUUUGUUUCUUUUUGAUGAAUUUCUUCAGAAUCUAGUAUUCUCCUUGACUGU